AUGUCGAAUUCAUAAAACAAGAAGCUCAUCAACAUUCUUGUAUAUUGCAAUUAUGUUUCUAAUCAUGCUCCUCUUAAAGCUCUUAUAAAGUUGAUCUUACAAUAAGCUAACAACACAUACUUUAAACAAUCUUUCAGCAAUCUUUCUAUUGAAUUGUACUCAAGAGCUAAAUAAUAUCAAAAGGAAGCCAUUCAUAAGAAUACAAUUCGCAGUACAAAUGAACAUUAAUCAUCUUUGAAUGUUCAAUCUGCCUAUUUGACUAGUCAUUCUGCAAACAUACUAUUUCCUAUUUUGAUAGAAACCAUUCAAAGUAAAAUUAGCUUUUGGAAUAAACUAAUCAAUGGAUAUCAAGACAUUGAUCAUUAUUUAUUAGAGUCACUCAAAACUACUCAAAAGAUGCUAUCAUGUAAAAAAGAAAUAGAGAAGAGAUUUGAUAUGGUAAAUAACAAAUUAAAAGGCCAAUAAUAAUCAGACAUCUUGACAUUAAGAAUUAUUUAAAUUUAUCAUUCAGGAAUAUAUUCUAAUGCAUUUUAGGCUUAUUAAAUAGAAAAGUCUAUUGAAGAGCUUAUAAAAAAUGAAAGAUACAAGCAAGAUGAGACUUUAGAUAAUAUGCAAUUGAUAUAAAGUAUAAAAUCAUAUAAUUCAUUCUCUAGAUAGAUUAAUAAUCCUCAAGUCUAGUCUAGUAAAAAAGAGAGGAGAACUGCUAAACUUAAAUGUCAGACAGCUGGCUCUUUUCCUGAAUGAAAAUGAAGACAAUCUUAAAGGUAUUAAACAUUGCAAUUAAUUAAUGCCAAAUUUCAUUUCAUCAAUCCAUGAAAAGUUGAUGGACAACUAUUUAUAAAGAGGAUACUCUAAACUUAUGAUAAAUGGUGAAGCUAGCUUCUGUUAAAAUAUCUCAGGAUACUUAGAGUAAUGUAGUUUAAAUUUAUUUAACUUUUUUGAUGACAAGGAUGAUUUUAUUCUAAAUAUGAUAAUUACAAAGCAAUAAUCAAAUAAUGAAAUUAUUUUAUUUGGUAUUGAUGGGAAGAUCUUAGGGUUUACCAAAUAUUUUUACGAAGAAGUAUUAUAAAACAAUGUCAAAAUGAACUUGUCUCAUCAAACAGCUAAGGAAUAGAAUAGUAUAAAAAUCUCAGUGAAAGAGUUCUUAAUCAAAAGUCCCCUAAUUCAAUUUUAUAUUCCUGGAAUUGCAAGUUAAGUUUAAGAAUUAAGGCAAUAGAUAGUAUCGUCUUCAAAUUACUUGAUGAAUAAUCUUAAAUCAUUUUGGAUUAUGCCUAAUAACCACUUAGAGUGUUUGUAAAAUUCUUAAUUAAUAUUCUCUCAAUUCAAGAAAAGAAAUGAAGGAUCAUAAUAAAAUUAUCGAUCCUACAAGUCUUAAACAUAUUCAAAAUAUUCUUACAAUACUGUAAACACACAAUUUGAUAUGCAAUAUGAUGACACUGAAAUGCCAGCAGAAUUGAAAUAAAAUAUAUCAAUCAAUGGAAUUCCAAUCUUAAUAUUGCAUCCUGACGUGGAAUAGCAAAUACAAAGACUCGUCGAAAUAAAUGACUCCUUAUCUAAGAUACCAUAGACAGGAGUCUUUUAUAGUCUUUAAUUUAAGACUUUGAAUUUCAAAAGAGGAAAUUAUGGCUAUUUUAUGUUAACAAUCAAGGAUUUCAAAACUAUUUCAAGUUAAACAUUCAACAAUCAAUAAACUUCAAGAACGCAAUAGUCAUUGUAUUAAACUCUAAUACCAUCCUAAGAAUUUUCUGCUAGUUAUACAAAAAGUCCUAAUUCUGUUUCUUAAGAUAUAAGAAGCGAGAAUCCUGAUGAUUCACAGAUUCAAAUCUAAGAAGUAAGGUAAAUGAAUAACAAUUAAAAACUUAAUGAGAGUUCUGCCCCUGACAAUAGUUUUAAAUUUUAAUUAAAAUAAUCAGACAGAUCUAAUUUAUUUGAUUCAAGUAGAUAACCACUUUUUGCUAGACCCAAAAUUUUUGAAAUAGAUAUAAAUGAGGAAGUGGAACAAAUCGAAUUGGAUAUGCAGGUAUAUUUGAUUUUAUUUAUCCUAAUAGGUAAUAAAAGAAUUAAAGCAAGACUAAAUAGAAGAGGAUUAGGAGGAAGGAGAAAAAAAAGUUUAGUCUGUUAGUCAAAGCCAAAAAAAAAGUUCAAAUAUUCUGCUGAGGUUUCAAACUAAAUAAAUAAAAAACUAAGAAAACGACUUUGCAUCUAAUCCUUCAAGAACUUCAACGAAUUCUACUUCUAAGGAGUCUCUUUUUAUUGUCCAAUAACUUUAUCACAAUACUUAACUAAUCACUCCCUUGAGAAAAAUAGCAGUAUUAUUGUUUAUAAUAUGCUCGGGAGUUCUCAUAAGUAACAUUAUUAAUGUUGAAUUUAUAUCUGAGAACCUAAUCUCUCAAACAAAUUCACUUGCUACUCUAAGGCAACCUUAAAAUCUCAAUUAUUUUUACACCUCUGAAGUUUUGUAGGAAUGGCACUUAAUCUUAAUUAAAAAUAAUCUAUUAACCCUCAGUCCAUUUAUGUUUUAAAGAAAUUUAGAUACAUUAUAAGGAAUGUAUGAUUAUGCUAGAACGUCACAAGUGGAUUUAGCAAUUGUUGUACCAAGAUUAUCAAAGGAGCAAAAUUAAUAGACAACAAUGUAAACAAGAUUUUAUUAAGACAAAUCCAUUGUCACUAUUGAGUAUCCCUUGGAAGAGUUUUAUUCAAUAUUGUACUAAAAAACAGAGACUUCUUAUAGAUAAUUUAUUAAUAAUGGGAGUUAUGAAUUCCCACAAAUUAUGCCUUAUGGGGUAGUAAGACUAAACUUAAUGGACAUGUUGGACUUUCAUAAUCGAUUAAUUCAAGUUGUAAUUGCAAAUACGAUUGAUAAGUAAAUUUAAGUUAAGUAAUAUUUUUUAUCUGUUAUGAUUGGAGAAAUGCUUAGCAUAUUUGUAAUAAUUGGAUUACAACUUAAAUAUUGGUUAUUUAUUGAUCAUAUUGUAAAGUCAAUAUUGUUUUUAAUUUCUAGACUAAAUGAAAAUUAAGCAUAUGAUUAGAUUAAUCGAUUGUCCAUAAUUAAAGAAUAGUUAGAUAAUCAAAUAAAUGGAAAUUGGAAGCUGUUUAAUUUUGGUGAUAUUAUGUAUGGUUUUUCUGAGAGGAAAGCCAAAAAGAUAACUCUCAAGUCUAAUAUUGAAUUAGGUCAGAACAAUAUAAAAGCGACUAGUGCUUUAUAUUCUCGAAUAUAAAGAACAUACUACCUUAAUAGGAUCAAUGCCUUUAUUACAUUUAUGAUUACAAUAUUUCUAACUGUCUAUCUGAUGGCAGGAUUCUUAUUACACAUGUCAAAAAAUGAUAAUUUUUAACCAUCUCUAACAGUUACCUUGAAAUUUGUGUAAAUAAGGCACAACAUGGAUUCAUUAACACUAUUGGCCGGUCUAAUUAAAGCAGAGCCAAUAGUUCCCAAUCUUGAUCUUCAAUAUUUAAACCAAACUCAAGCUUGUUCGCUUUUAAUUGAAUAUAGGGACAAUUUGUCACCGUUAAUUAAUGAAGUAGCUUAGGUAAUUUUAGAGAAUGCAAAUGCAAAUAAUGUAAAAAGCAGAUUUGAUACAAUACUUAAUUACGAUUUAUGUCUUUCAUCAACAGCCGCCACAAUGCCUAUUUGUGAUUUGUCAUCAAUUAAGUUACAAUACGAUUAGUAAGUUAUUAUAUAUUAUGAAUAGGAAAGAUAAUUUUAAAAGCAUAAUCAGCAAUGGAGCAUUAGGUUACACUGCAGCACUAAUUAAAUUUAUAAAUUAAGAAUACGAUUAUGAAAUUUAGAAUUUAAAAUAUAAUUUUGAUGAGACAAAUAAGAUCACUAUUUAAUCAUAGUCCUUUUAAAAUUUUUUUUUGCAAUACUUCACUGAUAUAUAGACGGUUAUGAGAUAAUUUUUGGUGUUAUUCUAAGCAGAUAAUCUUGCUAUAGCAGAUGGGAUCAUUAGUGUAGUGCAAGUGUAUUAUUAUGGAGUAGGAACAUGGUAUUUAAUGUUAUUAAUAUGCUAAUUAGUUUGUUUUUAGCAUAUAUACUUCUGAGCAUAAUUUGGGUAUACAAAUCAUAGAUGAAGAUUUAGUCUCUGAGAUAGGUAUUGGUUCUGAUACCACCUGAUCAUAUUUUAACAACAAAUGUUCGUAGUCAAGCGAAAAGCAUACAUUAAAUGUUGUAUUGA
Molecule: messenger RNA, 4175 nt
Organism: Paramecium octaurelia
Lineage: Eukaryota; Ciliophora; Oligohymenophorea; Peniculida; Parameciidae
Source: the annotation of a GenBank genome assembly